Molecule: messenger RNA, 1314 nt
Organism: Mesorhabditis spiculigera
Lineage: Eukaryota; Metazoa; Nematoda; Chromadorea; Rhabditida; Rhabditidae
Source: the annotation of a GenBank genome assembly
AUGCCUUCCCUUCCCGGUUUCUUGACUGCAUUGAAGAAGAAGUUUAAGAAGGAGAAGAAGGGAGCCCGGACCGGCAGCGCGGAAAAUAUCGAUGACGUCGAGGAGCCGGCCGCGAAGAAUGACAAGCCAGAGCGCAGCGGGAUGGCGGCCGUCGAGGAAAGCUUGAGAAAGAAGAACAAGAAGAAGAAGGGCGACGCCGGAACACGACAACAUAAGACCGGUGGCGACAUGAUGAACAAGACGCAGGACGGCGGAGACGGUGUACCCAUUACGCCACCACCACCUACAAAGUCUGUCCGAACCUUCGAGCGGUCAGGCAGCCGAAAGAAGAACAAGCAGAGCCGCGAGCUGCGCAGCAAGAUGGCCAAGUUCAAGCGGCCGCCGAAGGGCGAUCAGCAGGCGAUGGUCGAGGCGUUCGCCAGGGCCACCUGCGAGAAGGGCAUCAAUGGGUUGAGAGCCGAUUUCUCGAGGCACGAACGCAAAUAUGAUAUGCACAAGUGCACCGUGUUUGCCCGCUACCCCGGCAAGAAUCGCUAUAAGGACGUGGGCUGCUUGGAUGAGCAGCGUGUCCGGCUUCUGAACGUGGGCCCCGAAAACCCUGACGGCUACAUCCACGCAAACUACGUCGCCACGCUCAAGGCCGAAAACAGGUUCAUCUGCACCCAGGCGCCGCUCGACUCGACCUGCCCCGAUUUCUGGAAUAUGAUCAUGCAGGAGGAGGUCGAGAUCAUCCUCAUGUUGUGCGAUUUUGAGGAGCGCGGCCAGAAGAAGUGCGCCAUGUACUUCCCACUGGCCGUCGACGAGACGAAGACGUUCGACGCGUACCAGGUGACGAAAACCGAGGAGAAGGACAUGGAGUUUGUCAACGAGACCAAGGUCAAGAUCCGCAUCAACACGUUCCGCGUGCAGAAGGGGGACAAGUCCCACGUCUGCAACCAGUACAUUUGGCUCGCCUGGCCCGAUCGCGGUGUCCCGCCCGCCGAUAUGGCCUGCAUUGAACUGCUCCAGAAAGUGUCCGUCACCACGAAACCGAUAGUGGUGCACUGCUCGGCGGGAAUCGGACGUACCGGAAGUGUUGUGCUGCUGCAGAUGAUCCUCGAGCUGUUCGCCGAUUCGAGGCAGUUCGGCGACAUUGAGGGGCUGAUGCUCCAGAUGCGCAAGUCGCGCGCGUGCAGCGUUCAGAACGCCGCGCAGUACCUGUUCGUGCACGAGGUGCUGCUGUGCUACUUCCGCAACCAGAAGCUGCUCGCCUCCGACCAGAAGGUCUUCCAGGAUCUGACCGCCGCCUAUUACAAGGCAGUCGAAGCUGCGAAU